ACUGUGAAAGAGAGAAAGAAAAAGGGGAGUCAAAGCUGGUAGGAGGUGUGCACACCUCUUGCGAGUUUACGUGGCCUACGACGAACAGAACGAGCGGACAGUUACCUUUCUGUUUCGAGACCGCGAGGAUCUACCUCGUGCCACCGCCGCCGCGAGUCAACCCGGUGAUUGCUUCUCUCGAUGGAUCGAGGGGAAGGAAUGAUGCCGAUCUUUCGGCUUCUCUACGGCCUGCUAUCGUGGGCCAUGGCACGGGCCAUCUCCACGUCUUGGAACCCCUCGUUCACACCAGCCACCAUUCUACAUCAGGGACCCGCUCUGAAUAUUUACGAAAGCGGCGCCGCGCAAUCUCUCUACGACGUAGAGGGUUCGUUGCUGUUGGCCCAGCAGCACCACCAAGACCAAUGUGCUCUUUACAAAGUCGCGAUGAAGCAACAAUUCUACUUCGAGUACGUUCACUACAAGACGGAGCUGCCAGACAUCAAGGAGUUCACCUUGUGCAUGUGGACGAAAUUCUACAAUCACAGCAACGACCAUCCCUUGUUCUCGUACGCAGUCGGGGAUCAACCGCGCGGGAUUCUCUCCUGGGUGGCGAACACCGCCAGGAGUUCCUACUACAUGAUGAACAUCGACGGGCACAACUUGUACAGAUUGAAUUAUCCGCUCCGAUUGAACAAGUGGUAUCACUCGUGCCAAAGCUGGAACGGCCGUACAGGAGAAUGGCAGAUCUGGGUCAACGACGAGCGCGUAGGUCGCGGGUUCAACAACAGGCUGGUCCGGCACGUCAUCAAAGGGGGUGGAGUGGCGAUCACAGGGCAGGAGCAACGACAGCUGGGCGGCGGAUUUUUGGAAGGCGACGAAGCUCCUCCAGGAUCCGGCGGGCUCCUCGGCGAAAUAACGAUGGUGCAGCUUUACGGGGUCGCGUUGACAGCCGGGAAAGCCCACAAGGACCACAAACAUCAUCACGCGAAUCACUACGAGCACGAUACCAGCAACAACACGCCCAGGCCUACGCGUCCUCCUGUAACCGGGCCACCCCUUCCGCAACAUCCCUACCUCACUGCCGGACAAAUCAAUCAUCAGGUGAAAAUCAAUCCAGGAUCGCCGCUACAGAUCGUUCAGAGUGGAGUGAUCCUGAGGCAUCCAGCGGUGAUUCCACGCAAUCCAGCCCCUCAACCGUUACCACCCGCGAAUCCCAAUUCCGUCGUCGCGACAGCGUUCCCCCUGCAAUCUAGCCAGUUCUUCGGCAGUCUACGGUCUGGCGUAGGUUUGCCCUCGGCGAGCGGAAUAACCGACGUGGCAGCCAGCCCGUCGUUCCGCAGUCUCUUCAAGAGAGAGAAGAAGGAUUCGUUGGCGAUUGAAACCGGGAGCGAGGGAUCGGAGGACGCGACCGGCCGAGUAUCCGCCGUGGCGAAAAGGGAGAUCGACGCAAAGUCGACGGAAAGAUCUACCGAUGGAAAGGUAACUUUUGUGCCAAGGGAGAGAGAGUCGAAAAACGAAAAGGUAACCUUCGUGCCAAAGGAGAGAGAGUCUGACUCUAACGAAAAUGAAAAGGUGACCUUCGUGCCAAAGGGAAAAGAGAGUGGAGUGUCCGAGAGCAGGCGAGACGAGGACGAUCCAGAGAAACAAGACUCGAGCAAGAAGAAACGAGGCUUGGCGCAGUUGGGGGACGGUCUGAUCAUCGACGACGGCUACGUCUCUCAAGGCUUGGACAACGACUACUUCGCAGGCCUGACCAAUUUCGGGCUGCAGUUGCCCAAGUACGACGAGAACAAGGACGACGAGAGGGAGCCCGCGGAGGCCGAAGUCAGAGCGAUCAUGGACGUGUGCGACGGUUGCGCGGAGGAGCCUUUCGAGAAAGCUCUGAUCUUCGGUUGGCGGUCGGUCCCGAAGAAACUCUACUCGGGCGCGGCGCACGUACCAGCGGUGCAGACGUGCAAGGCGUUUUAACAAGGCGUUUCGUUCUCGAUCGAAACCGCAGCCACGAGAGAACGAGAGAGAGAGAGAGAGAGAAAGCAAGCAAGUCGGCCCGACUCGGGUCCAUUCGCGGCAUCGACCAGAGGAGGAGGCCAGUCCGAGGGACCAGAGAUUUAUGGUUAUCGCGCUCGGCAACGUAGCGGUAGCCGACCGCUAUCGCUGACGCGGGAUCUCUCCUACGUGCCGUGAACCCGAGGCCGACGGAUCUCGAACGCGCGAUUACGCGAUACGAGACGAAUGGACGAAUAGGCUGCUCCGUCGAUCGCGUUCCCGAGACGUAUUUAUUACCUAUUUGCGAGAGCGUACGGAGAGAUUUUUUUUCUUUUCAGUCCAGGAUCAUUUCCAAGUCGUUCGUUUAACGACCGACGACGACCGACGGAGCUGGCAGAGUUGGAAAA
Messenger RNA from Frieseomelitta varia, 2372 nucleotides. RefSeq lists its product as uncharacterized. The transcript is spliced from 10 exons. The coding region runs from base 181 to 1947 and encodes 588 amino acids. Lineage: Eukaryota; Metazoa; Arthropoda; Insecta; Hymenoptera; Apidae. The record is from RefSeq and is a predicted model, not a curated record.